Siniperca chuatsi (mandarin fish) is the source of this 3664-nucleotide messenger RNA. RefSeq names its product neurofilament medium polypeptide. Gene Ontology annotation, molecular function: ubiquitin protein ligase activity. The transcript is spliced from 4 exons. Gene Ontology annotation, biological process: ubiquitin-dependent protein catabolic process. Gene Ontology annotation, cellular component: cytoplasm. Lineage: Eukaryota; Metazoa; Chordata; Actinopteri; Centrarchiformes; Sinipercidae. Bases 2192 to 2914 code for a protein of 240 amino acids. The record is from RefSeq and is a predicted model, not a curated record.
GGGUUUAUACUUCUUUUUCAAAGAAAUUUAAGAUGCAGAUUAUUGAUCCUGCACAGCAUAAAGGAAGAACAAGAUCAGAUGCAUGAUAACCUUACAAAAACUACAAGAUGAAGCAUCAAAAAUAAAUAUUACACACCAUAAACAAUAACUACACAGUGUAAGAGACACAAAAUAGAGAAGAUAUAUUGACUGAGUAAUGUUAAUAAAUAUACUUAGUGUUCAGUUUGGAUGAUAAAACAAAUUUGAGUGCAGGUGAAACGGCUCGCUCCUGCCUCACCUCUCACCUGGCGUGACACAGAUACAGUAAGCCAGGUGUAAUCCCCCUCCUUCCUCCCGCGGUCCAGUAAAUGGAUUAACAGGGCGAGCGUGAGAGCGGCACAGAAAGCAAGAGAGAAACAGCAAGAAAGAAACAAGAAAAAUCAUCAAGGAGGAGGAGGACCGAAGAAGUGGCCGCAUGGGGGGAAAACUGGACGCCAUUUUGGAGGACGGGCUUUAUUUUUGAUCCGUAUGGAUCAGAGCGGGCCGAGAGAGAUCGACAGUCAAGACUGGAUUUGUGGAUCUUUUGCUCAGAUAAUCCAUCCAUCUGUCCUCCUCUCAAAACUGUUUAGCUGCCAACUGCUAACUGCUAACUGAACCGCUGCUAACUUAGCUUAAACUAAGCAUUGAUACAAUGUAGCCCAUUGCUAAUUUAAUUAUCUAUUUUAGCCUGUGACUCUAUAACUGCUGUCUAUAACUUCUAAACAGCCAACAGCCAAAGUCUAGCUGUAAACUUAUCUUGACUGUUACUUAACCUAGCCUGGUUUUUGUUAAUGUUAGCAUAGAUGUCAUUUUGCCUAGCUUUUAUUUAGCCUGGUUGUAAAUUACCCUUGAUGAAAGCUAGCUUGGCUGUACUUUAGUUUUGUUGAUGAGCUGCCACUUAGCUUGGUUAUAAUCCAGCUGGCUACAAUUUAGCCUAGCUCCAAAAUAGCCUGGCUCUAGCUUUAUCUAGUUGUUAAGUUAGCUUGGCUGUAACAAAGCCGUAAUUUAGCCUAAAUAAAAUCUUAGCCUUAUUGUGACUCAGCCUUGUUAUAAUCUAGCCGGCUAUAUUUUGUUAUAAUUCUUAUAGCCUAGCUCUAACGAAGCCUGGCUGUAAUUUAGCCUAGCUCUAAUUCAGCUGUAACUUAAAAACUUAGCCUGACUGUUACUUAACCUAGCCUGGUUUUCGUUAACAUUAGCAUAGAUGUCAUUUUGCCUAGCCUGGUUGUAAAUUACCCUUGAUGAAAUCUAGCUUGGCUGUACUUUAGUUUUGUUGAUGAGCUGCCACUUAGCUUGGUUAUAAUCUACCUGGCUACAAUUUAGCCUAGCUCCAAAAUAGCCUGGCUCUAGCUUUGUCUAGCCGUUAGCUUGGCUGUAACAAAGCCGUAAUUUAGCCUAAAUAAAAUCUUAGCCUUGUUGUGACUCAGCCUUGUUAUAAUCUAGCCGGCUAUAUUUUGUUAUAAUUGUUGUAGCCUAGCUCUAAUUCACCUGUAACUUAAAAACUUAGCCUGACUAUUAUUUAACCUAGCCUGGUUUUUGUUAACGUUAGCAUAGAUGUCAUUUUGCCUAGCUGUUAUUUAGCCUGGUUGUAAAUUACCCUUGAUGAAAGCUAGCUUGGCUGUACUUUAGUUUUGUUGAUGAGCCGCCACUUUGCUUGGUUAUAAUCUACCUGGCUACAAUUUAGCCUAGCUCCAAAAUAGCCCGGCUCUAGCUUUAUCUAGCCGUUAAGUUAGCCUGGCUGUAACAAAGCCGUAAUUUAGCCUAAAUAAAAUCUUAGCCUUGUUAUAAUCUAGCCGGCUAUAUUUUGUUAUAAUUGUUGUAGCCUAGCUCUAAUUCACCUGUAACUUAAAAACUUAGCCUUGAUGACUCAGCGUGUUUGUAAUUAGCUGGUUGUAACUUUGGCUAGCUCUAACAUAGAUAUUAGUAUGAAUUGUAUGUAUUGAAACAUAGCCUGGUUAUAAUAUUUUGUGGUUGUAAUUUAGCCAUUUUUUAAGGGAGCCUAGCUUAAUUUAGCCAGGUUGUAUCUUACCAGAAGCCAAAGUAUAAUUCAGCCUGUUUGAACCAUAGUCUGGUUGCAAUUUAUCAAAGUUGUAACUUAGCAUAAAGUGUUUUUGUUAUUGAAGUAUAAUUAGCUGUAGCUGUUAGCUCCACAAACAUAAACAUACAUAUAUUCGCAAUGGAUCCAGACAGAGAAGAAUCUGAAGUGUUUUUGGACACAGAAGACCCAAGCCCUCUGAGAGCAGAGGAGGAAGAGGAGGAGGAGGAUGAGGAUGAGGAGGAAGAUGCUAGGAUCUUCAACGCCUGGAUGCAGCGGUACAGAGGGGGGGAACGGCAGGGGAAAAUCGGAGAAGAGGAGGAGGAGGAGGAGGAGGAAGGGGAGUCAGAGGGGGGAAGAGCUGAAAGCAGAAGCAGCGUAGAGACACCGGUCCGAAUGAAGGUCAACCGCCGGGCGUCGCUGCCGUGUCCGGCUACUCUGUCGGCCAUGCAGCUGUCUUGUCUCCACUCGUCCACCCGGGCUCCGGUGACGGCAAGGGUUCUGCUGCAUCGCCCCUCCUCCCGACGCCACCUGCCAUCCCCUCAGGAGGCCACUGCCCCCGCCCCCGAGCGAAGACCCUCCCUCAUACCCACAAUCCCCGAGGCCACAGCGCCCGAGAGGCGGGGCCAGUUCAGGAGACGCAACGUCAUGUCAUUGAGCGACGCGUACAGUGUGUGUCUGAUCUGUCAUAACGACUUGAAUCGAGGAACCGGCGGCACCAGAGAGCUGCAGUGCACACACACCUUCCACAAAGAGUGUAUAGAGGAGUGGUUGUGGAGGAAGCAGUCCUGUCCUACCUGUCAUGUCCAGGUGUCCGGGCCUCAGCCCGUCUACUGGAGCUCCACCAGGGUCAAAAUCCCCUAAAACCACCACGGAGGGAGAGUGACAUCAUCAAACCCGCCCGAAAUCUAAAGCUUUUGGACUGCGACGUCACUAAAAUCCCCUAAAACGCCGCCAGCAAGAAGACAGUGACACCAGGGUCCUCGUAGGAAGAGGACUGUGACAUCAUCGAGAUGCUUUAUUGGUUUUAUAGCUCUAAUGUCCAGUUCUCUUUCCCACUUCAGCUUCAUGUAGUCUGUUGAGUCCUUCCCCAACAAUGUUCUCAGGUCCGGGUCCACAAUAAUCCGUCCGGUGGAGCCGUGUGCUUUCGGACGUGGACUGGAGGUCCCCUAACUCCCCACCCGUCACUGAAGAAGACUGCGAUGCGUCUACAUCUUAAAUCCUGGGAAGCCGUUUGAUCUCUAACCAACCGGCGAGCCUGAUAUUGAUCAAUCAGGUUUUAAUCCCUCAGGCCUGGACCCUCCCCCCGUCCCCCGUCCCCCCUCUGCAACUAAAAUACAUUGAAACUUUGAGACAGAAGACCACGAGACCUCGAACGCCUCCUGAAACCAGCGGGAGAGGAAGUUUCUAAUGAGAAUGAAAAGGGACUUUACAGUUUAUUGAUGAAAAUGUAAAUGUAGAGAUGUGUGUGUGUGUGUGUGUGUGUGUGUGUGUGUGUGUGUGUGCGGUAACAAGAGAAGUGGUUAGCAGUAUUUUACAAAACUGACAUUAAAAAUAAAACAAUUUUAGCAGUGUUGUUGGGAUUGAAUGAUGAAUAAAGUUUGAUUGCACGUG